CCCCCCCCCCCCCCCCCCCCGGUCCAGCCCCCCCCUCCUCUUAUACUCCACCCUAUCAUUAGUUUCUCCAGCGCCGACCCGCCGACCCAGUUCCUGAUCUAAACACGUCAUCACGACACGGGAUGGGGGGGUGAGUGUGUGGGGGGGGGGCAGCUGCAAGGUUGGGGAGGCCCAGAUUUACCCCGAUUCGUUUUAGUUUCCGUUCCCCUUCUCCACCCCGGCUUCUCUCUGUCCUGCUCCCAUCGUCUCACAGACCGCUUUGGCUUCGGACAAGGAUGCACUUGUUUACACCAACGGGACGAGUGAAUGGUGUCCGAACCAGACCCCUGGUGUCCGGACCACACCCCUGGUGUCAUGACCACACCCCUGGUGUCAUGACCAGACCCCUGGUGUCAUGACCAGACCCCUGGUGUCAUGACCAGACCCCUGGUGUCAUGACCAGACCCCUGGUGUCAUGACCAGACCCCUGGUGUCAUGACCAGACCCCUGGUGUCAUGACCAGACCCCUGGUGUCAUGACCAGACCCCUGGUGUCUGGACCAGACCCCUGGUGUCAUGACCAGACCCCUGGUGUCAUGACCAGACCCCUGGUGUCAUGACCAGACCCCUGGUGUCAUGACCAGACCCCUUGUGUCUGAACCAGACCCCUGGUGUCCGGACCAGACCCCUGGUGUCCGGACCAGACCCCUUGUGUCAUGACCAGACCCCUGGUGUCAUGACCAGACCCCUGGUGUCCGGACCGGGGGGGCUGGCCGUGGGCUCCGGGGGUGCUGGCCGCUGCCCUCGGGGAGAAGCUCUUCUACCGGGGGGGGCUCUCUAGUGUCUCUUCGUCGCUCCGGGGGGGCUGGCCGCUGCCCUCGGGGAGAAGCUCUUCUACCGGGGGGGGCUCUCUAGUGUCUCUUCGUCGCUCCGGGGGGGCUGGCCGCUGCCCUCGGGGAGAAGCUCUUCUACCGGGGGGGGCUCUCUAGUGUCUCUUCGUCGCUCCACCGAAGCCGUUUCUCAUCCAUGGCUCAAAUAAAUGUUGUUCUGUGUCUCCUGACCGCGGCGAGGAAUGCUCUCAAAUCGUUGGGGUCAUUCUGUCUCUCCCUCCAGUGACCCCCCCCCCCCCCCCCCACAAUAUUAUUUUGAACAUUUUUGUGUAAAUAAUCAUAGGUUUGAGGAAUGAUAUUGCUAUUUAAUUUGUUUUGUUUUUUCAAUUGUAGCGUGGUGGUUUUUCUUUUUUCAAUACUUCCAGUUGGACGUUUGCUCAGGCCUGUUUUUAUACAUCGAUAGCCCCCCCCAUACAAUCAGUACAAUUCCAAAUCUAAAGAGGUUACUGCAAUUAAUUAGACAAAGGCGACGGGUGUGUUUUUCUUUUUCCUUUUUUAUUUAUUAAUUUUGCAACUAAUUCGGACCGAAAGCCCCCCCUGCUGUAAGGAGAACUCGGAACGGCGCUCGACCUGCCGCCAGACGCUGCAACGGCCAUGUCUUCCCCCAGUUUGAUGAGCCAUAUUAGACCUCCCCCCCGGCCCCCCGUUCGUUCAAUCCCACGCCCUACUCCCUACUCCUCUGUCUGAGUCACCAACUGAUGAACAGCCCUGGUGACUUCCCCCCAGCCCCCUCUCCCCUUGCCCCCUGUUAACCCCCCCCCCCCCCACGCGCUCCGAAUAUUUUCCAGCCCGGCUUUGUUCCAGAGGGGCAGGAGAACACCCUGGGAAUGGGGGGCUUUUCCUUUUUUUUUUUUAUGGAACCGUGGUGCGUCACCCAUCAAUCAACCUUCAAAGACUACCGCUCCCAGAAUGCCGAGGGUCACAGGUUUCCGUGGCUGCUUAUUGGACUUUCUUUCUCAUGCUCGGCUCAAAUUGGGGCUCCUUUCAUCCAGUUGAGUUUUGUUCAUGCAGGUUAACGAAAGCGGGGAAUCCAGAACAGUCUGUAGUCCGACCAUGAUGGGUGUCCGAUUGUUCCUACGAAGCAUCAAUUUAAAUCCAAUACAUAGGCGUUUUGAGACACUGACCUGUCAAACUAAGAUGCAUCGUUGAAUGCUAUUAAUGAGGAGUUGAGGGUUGAUUUCCAACGAUGAAUUAAGUCGAUCUCCGUUUGAGUUUUCUUUGGUCCCCAUCUCCGCCCAACAUUGUUAAAAUGUAUUUUUGAUUGGUCCUCUUCGACCAUCCGAAUCCCGGUUUGAGUGGCGAGUUGCCUGAUGAUGUGAUACUGAAUUAGUUUGGUUUGGGUUUUGAUUUAUUCCGACCUUUAUCCCGGGUCGGCUGAGUGUGGAUGCUAUUUGGUCCGAGCCUACGGCGAGCCAUAGUGGAUCCAAGUGUUGUAGACCCGGAUUUAAAACCUAAUAAAGAACAAUUAAUUCCUAAAAUCCAACAUCCUGUCGUCAUUUGUCCGCGAUAGAGGAAGGAAACCCUUCGAAGGUGCCCGGUGACCAAGAGGAAGAAGCAUCGGCCAUCCCUGACGGUGGAGUAGUGCAGCCUGGUUCUAAUCACGCGGCUCGGAGGGGUUUGGGUCCUACUUCUCCCUGCAGUUAUGUAGAGAACAUCCCUCACACGGCCCCCCCCCCCCGUCCACCGCACAGCAGAUCAGAGGGUCCUGUUACCGGCACGUCUGAGGCUGGAAGGUCAGCGCCAGUUCUGAGCCUCAUCUCCAUGGCAACACUGGACUGCCUGCGCCUCAGAUGGACAGCAGAUGAAACAGGCCGCGCACUGCUGCAAGAAGGGUCGCAGAACGGGCUGUUCCCAACGCAGUUCCCUAAUCAUUUGUAAAUGAUUAGAGCUAAUCAAUCGCAGAUACAUGAUAACCGAUGGAGGCAGCAUUAAAGUGCAUACGCUUUGGGAUUUGUUUUGUUUGGGGGGCGGAGUCCAAAGACGCAUCGUCCUCGUCUUGGAAAAGUUGGGAGGUGUGUGUCUGUCUGGAGGGAAGGGGCGGUUACACAAUGAUCUACAACUCCGCACAACUGGACUCACCCAGACGAGGCUGCCUGUGAUCCCAGGACCGGAGUGGUAAGGCAUUCUACCGUGGUCUGGUUGAGGUAUGGAUUCUACGCUUCAUUCUGCAUGGCAAACAUCAGUCACCAUCGAAACUUAAGUUUUGGUUUUCUAACUACGAGGAUGGGUCGAGCAAACAGUGAAUCCUCAUUAUUGCGUUGUCUUAUGUUGCAGGUUGUUCUGUCUGGGCUUCAGGAUGCUGGUCUUGUGUCUGAUGCUGGUGACCCUGUAUGCUGUGCAGGCACAGAGGAAGCAGCAGAGCCUGGAGUGGGACUACAGGUCUGAAGCACAGAAGGUCAAUGCCAGAGGAUGCGCCAACCUCACCCUGGUCUUAGACAACUGGAAAUACGCGAUCAUGACGCAGGUCAAAGACCUGCUCCUGCAUGACCACAACACUGUGCUGCCGGACUAUGGAAGGAUCGGGCCGCUGUCCGACGCACUGGGCGACCUCUACAAAGAGUUCAACGCGCUGAAGGAACGCCUCGGCGACCUCACGGUCAAGUUCGAUGACGUGGAGGCCUUCGUGGACGACGUGAGGGCGGGCAGGAGCCCCGCUCCGCCCCGGCGGGAGCCCAGACCCCCCGCGGGCAAGCCGGUGGAGGAGAACGCCACGAACACCGAGGAGCGACGCAGACCGCCGGGGAGAAGAACGCGAGUCGUGGUCAGACGCAUGAAGAAGCCGGCUGGUUCCUGAGCUCCUCUUAUCCGGCGGAAGUGAAGAAAAUAAAUAAACUAUGUAACAAUUAUGUUAUUUGACUUCAUAUUUGUGUGAUGAACUGUAGACCUGUGUUGUCUUGAUGAGAUGAACCGUGCAAGUGGGAGAGGUGCCAUUGUGUACAUGUUUGUAAUAGGCCUACAUGGUGCUUGGCCGCCCUAGGAUGUUCUUCUUUGUAAUUUAACCGAGUUCCAUUAAACAAUACUUACCGAAGCCUCAA
Gadus morhua (Atlantic cod) is the source of this 3903-nucleotide messenger RNA. RefSeq lists its product as uncharacterized. The transcript has 3 exons. Lineage: Eukaryota; Metazoa; Chordata; Actinopteri; Gadiformes; Gadidae. The coding region runs from base 3165 to 3662 and encodes 165 amino acids. The record is from RefSeq and is a predicted model, not a curated record.